Molecule: messenger RNA, 1214 nt
Organism: Capsella rubella
Lineage: Eukaryota; Viridiplantae; Streptophyta; Magnoliopsida; Brassicales; Brassicaceae
Product: epoxide hydrolase A
Exons: 3
Coding region: 119-1114 (331 amino acids)
Molecular function (GO): epoxide hydrolase activity
Source: RefSeq, a predicted model, not a curated record
UUUCAGUAUAUAUUAAAGGUUAUUUCCCUAUGGAUUCUCUAUUUGUAUCACAACCAUAUUGUCUCCAUCACACAACUUAGAAAGUAAAAACACAUUCCAACGAAGGGAAGGAGGAGAAAUGGAAGGAAUCGACCAUAGAAUGGUGAGCGUCAAUGGCAUAACACUGCACAUCGCAGAGAAAGGUCCCAAAGAAGGUCCCGUGGUGCUUCUCCUCCAUGGAUUCCCUGAUCUCUGGUACACGUGGCGUCACCAGAUUACUGGUUUAUCAUCUCUGGGUUACCGCGCUGUAGCUCCAGACCUCCGAGGCUGCGGAGACUCUGAUUCGCCGGAAUCUUUCUCCGACUACACGUAUCUUAAAGUCGUUGGUGACCUCAUUGCCCUCCUGGACAGUGUUGCUGGAGAUCAAGAGAAGGUCUUUCUGGUCGGUCAUGACUGGGGAGCCAUUAUGGGAUGGUUUCUCUGUUUAUUUCGACCGGAGAAAAUUAAGGGCUUUGUCUGUCUGAGUGUGCCGUAUAUCCCAAGAAACCCUAGUGUCAAGCCUGUUCAAUGGCUAAAGGCUAUGUUUGGGGAUGAUUACUACGUAUGUAGAUUUCAGGAACCGGGGAAGAUUGAACAAGAGUUUGCGAGUUCAGAUCUAAGAAUCCUUCUAGGGAACAUCUUCACAGGGAGGCCACUCGGUCCGGCUAUUUUACCUAAGAAUAAUCCCCUUGGGAAAAACCCUAACCUUAACAGUAAAAACAUUGAAUUGCCUAAAUGGUUUUCUAAAGAGGGUCUUGAUUUCUACGCUUCCAAAUUCGAAAAGACAGGAUUUCUUGGUGGCUUGAACUACUACAGAGCCUUGGAUCUGAGUUGGGAGCACACUGCACCAUGGACCGGAGCUAAGAUCCAAGUUCCGGUCAAGUUCAUGACCGGUGACUUCGACACGGUUUACACCACACCAGGGGUUAAAGAGUACAUUCACGGUGGUGGAUUUGCUGCAAAUGUUCCAAAUCUUCAAGAGAUUGUGGUAAUUCAAGAUGCUGGUCACUCCGUCAACCAAGAGAAACCUCAAGAGGUCACUGCUCACAUCAAUGACUUCUUCAUCAAGCUUCAGAACAAGAACAAAAGUUUUUAGGGUUCUUGUCCGCUUCAGGUAUGCUGUCUCUACAUAAAUCUUUGUUCUUGCGUGUGUUGUUUCAACAAGAUUAAGAAUAAGGUUCGGAAAUUUUAAAGUC